UCCGUAUUAGAGAGCGAAGGGUUAACUUUAUUACCUAACGGUGUGUGUGUGACUGUCAGCUGACUAUGAGAGUCAGACAUUGAUCUCAGCUCAGUCUGAACAGUGCUGGGACUUUCUCUAUAUAAACAAAGAAUGACUGCCAGUAUCGUCUGCGCUCCCUCUUCUUGUGACUGCUUUGUUGCUCUUCCACCUGCCACUGAGAGAAAAGAGGUGAUUUUUGGGAAGAACUCGGACAGACCACUGGAUGAGGUUCAGGAAGUGGUUUACUUUCCUGCAGCUGUAUAUGCACCAGGCUCUAAGGUGGAGUGCACCUACAUUGAAAUCGAGCAGAUUGAGAAAACACAUGCAGUGAUUCUCAGCAGGCCGGCCUGGCUGUGGGGAGCUGAAAUGGGCGCCAACAGCCAUGGUGUCUGCAUUGGCAAUGAAGCUGUGUGGACUAAAGAGCCCGUCAAUGAGAAGGAAGCACUGCUUGGAAUGGACCUUGUCAGGCUUGGACUGGAGAGAGGUUCCACUGCUAAGGAAGCCCUUGAUGCUAUCACAUCCCUUUUGGAGCAGUAUGGCCAGGGUGGGAACUGCAAAGAAGCCCCAGAAGCAUUCAGCUAUCAUAAUACAUUUCUGAUUGUGGAUAGGAAAGAGGCUUGGGUACUGGAGACAUCUGGGCAAUACUGGGCUGCUCAGCAAAUUACAGAAGGAGCAAAAAACAUCUCCAAUCAGCUGACUAUCACCACAGAGAUCAGCAGUGAGCACCCUGGCCUUCGAAAUUAUGCCCAGAGUCAGGGAUGGUGGAGCGGUGUUAGUGAGUUCAAUUUCUGCCAGGUUUUCUCCCCAACUAACCCACCAGUGAGAAUGGAGGCUGCAAAAGUUCGUUACAUAGGAGGCAAGGAGCUGCUUUGUAAACAAGCGGGAAGCAUCCAAGCUGAGACUAUCAUGGACAUCCUACGUGAUAAAGAAAGUGGAAUCUGCAUGGACUCUGAAACCUUCUGUACCACAGGCAGUAUGGUUUCCAUCCUACCUCAGGAUGACAGUUUACCCUGCGUGCAUUUUUUUACAGCCACUCCUGACCCUUCGAGAUCUGUCUUCAAACCCUUCAUCUUUAUCGAUGAUGUUAUGCCAGUCCCUAUGGUGAUUUCCCCGAGUUAUACUGGUGAUGAUCCAGUCAGGAAACAGCCUCGGUUCCAGAGAAAAGUGGAUCGCAGACAUGAAUUGUACAAGGCCCACCAACAGGCUAGAGCUGUGAUGGAGAGUGGACAGGUAUUAACAGUCUUUUGAAAAAAAAUUUGGCAAAGAAUAACUCAUCAGAGUAUAACUGCUAGCCCAUCAAAUCUAAUUUCUCAUUAUAGAGUGAAGUGUUUGGAGGUGAGGAAGGAGAUGAUAGUACAGGAGAAGAGCAAGUAUUUGCUGGAACUAUAGGUUUUCCAAAUUCUACUGUUAUUAAGUAGUAGUCGCAACUUCAUUUAACAGUUCCUCAGGGUAGAGCUAAUCAGGGCAACCACUGCAGGCAACCAGAAAGGGGGUAACCCUCAUUUGAGGAAUGGCAGUAAAGUUUGAAGAGCUGAGGGUGAUGCACAGUGUAAUUUACCAGGUCAGAAGGAGAU
Rhincodon typus (whale shark) is the source of this 1595-nucleotide messenger RNA. RefSeq names its product secernin 2 (gene scrn2). Gene Ontology annotation, biological process: proteolysis. The transcript is spliced from 7 exons. Lineage: Eukaryota; Metazoa; Chordata; Chondrichthyes; Orectolobiformes; Rhincodontidae. The coding region runs from base 133 to 1269 and encodes 378 amino acids. Gene Ontology annotation, molecular function: dipeptidase activity; cysteine-type exopeptidase activity. The record is from RefSeq and is a predicted model, not a curated record.